GAAGGGGGGGAUCCGAGCCUGAGUGGUAAGAGGUGACGGCGGCGGCAGCGGCAGCAGCAGCAGGAACGGCUGAGGCGCCGCGGGCGGGCCCCGAUGGAGCUCGAGAAUAUCGUGGCCAAUACGGUGCUGCUCAAGGCGCGAGAGGGUGGAGGAGGAAACCGAAAAGGCAAGAGUAAAAAAUGGCGCCAAAUGCUACAGUUCCCACACAUCAGCCAAUGUGAAGAUCUUCGGCAUACUUUGGAGCGGGACUACCACAGUUUGUGUGAGAAGCAGCCCAUUGGUCGUUUGCUUUUCAGACUGUUUUGUGAAACACGGCUUGAGCUUAUGCGCUGUGUCAAGUUCCUGGAUGCUGUGGCAGAGUAUGAAGUAACCCCUGAUGAAAAACUAAAAGAGUGUGGUCAGCUCCUGAUUGAGACGUAUUUGACCCCUAAGGGUGUGGAUCAUGUGCCUGAAGUGCCCUUGGAGCUAGUAAAUCUGUGUUCUAAGCGACUGGAGCAGGAACCGGGUAAAGAGCUCUUUAAGGAAUCUACCAAGCUCAUCCAUGACUACCUUAGUGUGGCGCCUUUUGCUGACUACCUUGACAGCAUCUACUUCAAUCGUUUCCUGCAAUGGAAAUAUCUGGAAAGGCGGCAUGUGACCAAGAACACUUUCCGCCAGUAUCGCGUACUAGGAAAGGGAGGCUUUGGAGAGGUUUGUGCUUGCCAGGUGCGGGCCACUGGGAAGAUGUACGCCUGCAAGAAGCUUGAGAAAAAGCGGAUAAAAAAGCGGAAGGGGGAAGCCAUGGCCUUGAAUGAGAAGCAAAUACUGGAGAAAGUGAACAGUAGGUUUGUAGUGAGUCUGGCCUAUGCAUAUGAAACAAAAGAUGCCUUGUGCUUGGUCCUGACUCUCAUGAACGGAGGGGACCUGAAGUUCCACAUUUACCACAUGGGAGAAGCCGGUUUUGAGGAGCCACGGGCUGUUUUCUACGCUGCUGAAAUCUGCUGUGGCUUGGAAGACCUCCACCAUGAGAGGAUAGUGUACAGGGACCUGAAGCCAGAAAAUAUAUUGUUGGAUGACCAUGGUCACAUCCGCAUUUCUGACCUGGGCCUCGCAGUUUAUGUUCCGGAGGGACAGACGAUAAAAGGUCGGGUGGGAACAGUUGGCUACAUGGCUCCUGAAGUUGUGAAGAAUGAGCGGUACACAUUCAGCCCUGACUGGUGGGCCUUAGGAUGCUUGCUAUAUGAGAUGAUUGAGGGCCAGUCUCCAUUUCAGCAGCGCAGGAAGAAGAUUAAGCGUGAAGAAGUAGAACGCCUGGUGAAGGAUGUGCAGGAAGAGUACUCUGAGAAGUUCUCACCUGCUUCCCGUUCCCUCUGUUCCAUGCUCCUGUGUAAAGACCCACUGGAACGGCUGGGAUGUCGAGGUGCUGGUGCUCAGGAAGUGAAAGAGCACCAUCUCUUUAAACACUUGAAUUUCAAGCGGUUGGAAGCAGGGAUGCUCGACCCACCAUUCAAACCCGAUCCCCAGGCUAUUUAUUGCAAGGAUGUAUUGGACAUUGAGCAAUUCUCUACAGUCAAGGGGGUAGAGCUGGAGCCCACCGACCAUGACUUCUACCACAAGUUUGCAACAGGAAGCGUCCCUAUUCCCUGGCAGAAUGAGAUGAUAGACACAGAGUGUUUCAAAGAGCUGAAUGUUUUUGGUUCAGAUGGAGCCAUACCGCCUGAUCUGGACUGGAAGGGACAGCAACCCAUCCAGCCCAAAAAGGGUCUUCUCCAACGUCUCUUCAGCAGACAGGACUGUUGUGGGAACUGCAGUGAAAGUGAAGAAGAACCCACUCGCCUAUAGGUCCCGCCAGCCUAUUCUUUCUAUGAGCCUGGCCAAGCAGCGAGCUGACUCAACAAAAGAGAUGGUACUGGCCUAGCACUGGCUUGGCUUACAACCCAGCGCACAUGCUAGCUGUAUGAGUGUGGGAUCAUCGUUUCAGGGUGGCAGCAGACUCCACCCUACAGAGGAAAUGCUCCAGGACGGGGGAAAGUAGACACCUCUGCAAAGGUCUUCAGUGUACUGCCGAGGGAUCAUCCUGCCACACCUUUUCCAUAGCGGAGAGAUGAUGGCAGGAACUAGUGAAACAUUCCAGGGCUGGCCCUGAUCCUGGCCUUUGGCCUCCCAUCUGCUCACCUGCUGGAGUUUGUUUUAUAUAUUUAUAUUGAUAUAUCUAUGAAUGUAUGUAUAUAGCAUAUGUACAUUUUUAAUUGUUGGGGAUGGAGGUCCUUCUGUAUCUCUCUCUCUUCCUUACCCCAGCGCCCUUGCUUCACCCUCGUGAACACUGUGCACCAGUAACUUCUAAGAAACAAGUAAGCAGCUCUGUUCCCCAAGCAAUGGAUCCUUUUAAUGUUCCCUGUGGAAUAUCCACCAAUCUGUUCUGCUGGUGGAAAUGGGUAGAAGGAGAAGCUCAGGAAUGGCAGCUGCAAUGCAAGAGCAGCCUCCACUGGCAUAUCUAGUCUGCAGGGACACAAUUGGGAUAACCUGUGUGUGUCCAGGACUUCCCCCAGAUGACUUGCUUUGUUCCCAUAAUGCACAAUGAGAGGGAUGGAGAGAUGCUAAGGCUUGUAGGCAUGUCAAGAUAAUACCUGCAGGUUUUUCUGAGAUGACAGGCUGUGGGUUUUUGGUUGGUUUGUUUUUAACAUGGCUUAAUUGAAGUAAGGAAGUUUUCAAACACUAGAGUAGCAUUACAGUUGACUCUCAGCUUACACAGGGGUUUCAUUCCGGGGAUAGCGCAUAAAGCCAAAAUAAUGUAUAAUCAAAACAACCCUUUAAAAACAUUAAAAGGCAUGUCCCAGCACUCUCCAGCCACCUCUACAUUCUAUCUGAAGGCUGCACACUCUCUCCCAAGGUUGCUACAGACUCUCCCCGCACCUCCAAACAAUCUCCCAGGGUGAGUGCAAUGGUUGGUGGGAUUGCCAAUGUUUCCUCUCCACCACCUUCUGACAUUUAUCUCUGCUGCCCCCUUUUCUUUGGCCAAGCACAUAAAGCUGUGAUCACACAAGUUAAAUGGAAGCUGUUGGCAGCAUACUGGUUUCUAGCUUUAAUUUCUUUCUUGAAACUCCAAUAAGGCCAGUAUGAGUUGACAAGGAAAGCUGGGGAGGGUUUGUCAUUUACCUUGGGAACCUAUAAAAGUUGAGUCUGUAUUUUUAUUUAUUUUAUUUUCUGGACCACUGUGCCCUAUUUUUCUCCCCCAAGAAAUGAUGUGAUUCUGUUGUUUGUCCUAGUAAUGUUUUCUAAAGAGUUCACCUGCCAACUGUGCCAAUGUGGGAGCAUGCAUGGAUUCGAGCCUAGAAUCUUGAGCCCUCUGCACUUUUUUGAAAGGGUUAAACUUCAUGAAAAGUGAGAGGUCUCUAAUAAAACCUCGCGGUGUCUUCAUUUUUAAUGUAAAGCAGGUGCUAGUUCUCUGAAUUUGGAACAGCAGCAUUGAAAGUGUAGGGUUUACCCUUUUCCCUUGCACAAUUUUCCUAAUCACAUCACACCUCAAAGCUGCUUGUUAGCCUUAGAGUAGAAAAAUAGCAGCUUUGUCCAGGUAAAGCUUGGCUCUUUUGGUGAAGAGCUCAGAAAACAUUAGAUUCAAGUGUAGAUGUUUUCUGUCUGGUGUAGCUAGGCUGAAAGUCCUAGUCAUCUUUCUCCUUAGGAAUCUCUUCUACAGUCUUCCAUGGCUGGGAGCCCAAGGCACCCACAGAGCUGCAUUUGUGCCUUCAUGAAGCUCUGAUAAGUAGACCUAUUUAUUGCCUGGACUAAAGAUUUCCAAUCAUAAAUAAUUCCCCUUAUUCUGUAUCUAGUGUGCACUUCUUCAGUCUCCCAGCAGUUAUUUUUAACCUGGAGAUUGUGGGUGAGUGGUGUGUGUGUGUGUGUGUGUGUGUGUGUGUGUGUGUGAUCUGCCUUGCUCCUGGGCAGUUAACCUCAUCUGCCAGUUCACCUAUGGUAUCUCAUGCUAGUGUUGCACUGUUCUUGAUAAUAUUGGAACUAUUUUGAACUUGUUUGCUAACUGUAUGUCCUGAUGAUUCAUUGCUGUGGUACAGAAGUGGAUGCAGUGAACACAUUGCCAGGUGCUGGGCAGUUUCAUUCUGAUGCUCCUGAAUGUGGAGCAUCAGUCAGCAUGUCCCUGAAUUAGAAAAGAGCAGCUUCUCUUCAUUGUUUUCUGUGUGGCAAAUAGAUCUUUUGUUACUGCCUUCCAUCCUUGUCUGCUCUACACACUCUCACGUGCCUCUUGCAGCCUGUCAGUUAACAUCCAGCUAGCAAUUCAGUGAGCAAUUCAUUCCUUUCCUUAGAAACUCCAGUUGAACGUGAUAUUUUAUUUACAGACUUCUUCAUGGUGUCUUUUCCCUGUCUUCCCCAUCUUUUGAUUUUAUUCUGCCUCUUUCAAAUACUUUUGAAAAAUAUUUCUGAUCAUCUGAAAAUUUGUCUGAGAAUAUCAUUAGUCACUUCAUCCCACAUAAUAUCUUAGAGCUGAUGUACAUUUGUAGACACAACCUGAAAGGCAGAGUUUAAAAAUGGAAAGUGGACUGCAACUGUAAAUAGAACAUGGGCAGGUUUCAGUGCAAUAAAUAUGGAUGUCAGUCCCAGUUCCAGAUGUUACUGCAGGGAAUCCAUGUUUUUUAAACUCCUGUGUGUUGUUCACAAUUGACAGGGAAACCUGUAGUUCUGUCAUUUAAACUUGAGUCCUUUUAGUAAUGUUUAAGCAUGACAUCCCUAAGACUUGUUAUAGGUACAUAAUGCAAAAGACUAAUAAAAAGGACAGUUUCCCUUAGGUGUAAGAUUAUAUGAUUUAAUAAAAUCUACUACUUAUUUCCAGCAGAAAAUGUCAUCUUAAUAUUUUACAUUUAAUCAAAUUUGGGAAUAUAGAAUAUUCUCUCCUUAACAAAAAAACACACCCCUGUUUUAAAAAAGAAAUAAAACUUCAUGUUCCAUCAGUAUUAUAAAUAUAUAUUUAAGUGUAGUUAUUGGUGUUAAAACACAGUGGCAAAUUUUGUGUUCUGGUUUUUGAAUUGAAGUAGUGGAGAGAAAGAAAUGUAAGUUUCAAGUAUCUUUUCUUCAUCAAAUCUGGAAGAAGGAGUUAAUUGUCUCCAAUUAUCUGUAAGGUGGUAGGUGCCUGUUAGGAAGUUGCCUUGCAUCAGGUCAGAUUAUGGUCCAUCUAGACCAGUAUUGUCUACUCUGAUUGGCUAGUGACUUUCUUAGGUUCUCAGGCAGAGAAAGGUUAGUAGCACCUGCUACUCAGUUGUUUUUCAUGAGACCUGCUAGAUAAUGGGCCUGGGACUUCCAGCAUACCAAUUAGAAACAGAUCUUCCCUUGUUGGCAGCCCCUCUAACUACGGUAAUAGGAAUCUCCCUCCCCCCCCCCAUAUUUUAAAAGCUUGCUUGAUUAGCAGUGCAAUUCUAAUCAUGUCUACUCAGAAGUAAGUCCUAUUUAAUGGAGCUUAUUCCCAGGUAAGUAGGGUGAAGAUUGCAGCCUAAAUCAAGGCCUAGGGUAGAAUUCAGGGUUGCACUAUGGUGAAUGUCUCAUCAGUGCAAGUAUUGUAGCUUGUGAGACAGAACAAUUCCACCUCUUGUCCCGCACACCAAUGCUGCUUUGGGGCUUCUCCCAACUCCCAAGCCAAUUUUGAGGAGCAUGGGAGGAGGGCUGAGGGGAAAGCCCUGUUAUGCAAACCAGAACCCUCAUGCAACUUGUGCUUAUGGGACUCAUUAGGUGACUCUCACCCCUAGUUUUAUGUGUAAGAACCCCGUGUUCCUCCUUUUAUUCUGGCUUCAAAUUCAAAACUAUGGCUGUAGCAAUAUCCUUCUAAGGUCAGCAGCAUCUGAGCUCAGUUCUAUGAGCACUUCAGAAUUGUCCUUUGUGUCUGCCAAAACCCUGGUCUGACCUGUUGGCCUGGGUCUGUUCUCCAUUCUCCCUGCCUCUUAAGGAUAGGCUUCUGCCUUGAUUCUUUCUUCCACCCCAUCCCUGUUAAAUUUUAAGUUUGUACCUUUGCUUGUUUCUCUUCUGUCUUAACAGGUCUGUGCUGCAGUCUGUUAGCAAUUCUUCUCUAGCCUAACUCCUGUCUGAUUUGUCUUUCCAUAGCGGCAGUAAACUUAUGUAUGAAAGAUAUAAAAUUGUGAUAUUAUAAAAUGUAUAUGCUGGAGAUACGCCCACUAAAAGAGUUGGAAAUUGGACAUGCUACUAUCUACUGCCGUUGCCUAGGCAAGAGUGUUUCUGGAAUUGAUUGUUUUUUUUAGGGGGGUGUCUCUGUCUCCCUCACCCAAUGGAAAUCCAGGAAUAAAAGGACCUCCUUCAAAAUUA
This is a messenger RNA of Podarcis muralis (Common wall lizard), 6297 nucleotides long. It is a transcript of the gene GRK6, whose product is annotated as G protein-coupled receptor kinase 6. Gene Ontology annotation, cellular component: cytoplasm. Gene Ontology annotation, biological process: regulation of signal transduction; signal transduction; protein phosphorylation. Gene Ontology annotation, molecular function: G protein-coupled receptor kinase activity; ATP binding. The record is from RefSeq and is a predicted model, not a curated record. NCBI's taxonomy places the organism in Eukaryota, Metazoa, Chordata, Lepidosauria, Squamata, Lacertidae.